Molecule: messenger RNA, 209 nt
Organism: Dentiscutata erythropus
Lineage: Eukaryota; Fungi; Glomeromycota; Glomeromycetes; Diversisporales; Gigasporaceae
Source: the annotation of a GenBank genome assembly
AUUCGGAACAGCAACAGAAAAAAAAAAUUAUAAACCAAAAUUAUAGAACACCACCAACCACACUGACAACACCAAGAGUUGAAAUACAAAGUCAAAAAAUUAUCUAUUCAGUAAAAUUAUUAGAGUUUACAAAAGUACAUAAAUACAAACCACCAAUUCUAAUCAACACUUUGAAACCUACGGACGUUUUGAAUUCUGAAGCAGCAUGA